GUGCUCGUACAGUAAAUAUUUGUGUUUGCUCAGCCGGCUGUAAUGGUGGAUGGACUGAGAGCGAGACAGUAAGACGAAUCUACCGAGACCGAGUGCUAGAUUCAACACUAAAACAACGCAAGAACGUAAAGACUCCGGCAAACAACAUGGACGAGCUGAAACAUCAAGUAAUGAUAAACCAGUUCGUGCUGACAGCGGGCUGCGCGGCGGACCAGGCGAAACAGCUUCUGCAAGCGGCACACUGGCAGUUCGAGACGGCGCUAAGUGCCUUUUUUCAAGAAACCAAUAUUCCGUACAGCCACCACCACCAAAUGAUGUGCACUCCGGCGAACACUCCUGCAACCCCCCCGAACUUCCCCGACGCACUCACCAUGUUCUCCCGCCUCAAGGCGUCCGAGAGCUUCAACAGCAGCAGUCCCGUAGCCUCGAUGGCCACCUCCCCUCCCCCGCAGGUCAGCUGGGGGGUGACUCCCCCUGCUCCCAGCCAACACGGAUUGUGGACCCAGGGGCAGCCCCCGUCACAGGCGCCCCCCCCAGGUUGGCCCUCUGCCGUCACCCAGCAAGCAUCGGCUGAACAGAAGGCCACCGUGGUCAUGGAGGCGGAGAGAUGAGGGUCUGGACAUGAGAGUCGCACACUAAUGGGGUGUGUGUUGGGGGGGGGGUUUGAAAGGGAGGGGGGUGGGGCAGAUGGGUGCGCCUUUCUCUUUUACUGAAAAACAACGGAGGAAGAGGGGCACAGGCCACGAAAGUGAGAGCCAACCAAUGUGGACUAUUAAAGGGCGAGACCCUCACAGCUAAUAAAAGAAAAAACGAGAACGCACACAAUGUACCAUUCAAAACUGCAGUGGAUUUUUUUUUUCUUUUUUUGCUUUUUUUUAAGUUUCUUUUUUCCUCAAAAGCAUCAUGAAAAAAUAAAAGGUAUGGAAUUGCAAAGGACUUGCGUCGAACUUACGUCCUCAUGCCCAGGAAUAUUUCUAGAAUUUUCUGUUGGAUGUGUCUAUGGACUUGUUUGGCAGCAUCUUUCCCCCUACCUGUCGAUUUCAUUGCUAACUGGAUCAGGUGUCUGUGCUGAACUUCAGGCCUGUGGUACCAGUGUUUGCACUGCAUGAAGAGUGGCAAUCCGUCAUCGCAGUCCCCCCACCACCACCACCACCUUGCUCCCCCACCUUUUUUCCUUUUUUCUCUUUCUUUUCAUUCUUCAUGGCAGUAUCUGUGUAUGGUGUGUAAAUACUAUCUGCAUAUGCACACACUCAAGUGAACAGAAGCAACCUGGAGACAUUUUCCACCCCACUGGAUGCUGGGAAGCUGCUUACCUCUGCAGUCACCAGACUUUAUCAGUCAAUCAGGGAUCUCAACUGCCGAUAAGGACACUUUUAUCAAGCUGGGCUCAAAUAAAUACAUCUGCUUUGGUCUUAUCUAUUGAUAAGACAGUUAAUAGGCUUUAUUUCCUUAAGGGAUGUAAUAGCGAGGAUAUGAACAUGAACUGAAAAACUCAUUUCCUGCAGAGAUUUGUGUUUGUAAGUCAUGCUUUCUUAUUUUACAUUAUUUGGGGCAUUUACGGUUUUAUUUUUGCUUUGGGGAAGGGCAAAUCAAGCAACACAGAGCUACAAAAAAAAGACUACUGUUAAAAUGUUUUUAAGCAAACGUACCUUUUUGCAUGAUAUGUUUAGAUGUUUACCACCUUUUCGUAGGAAACCCGCAUUUAACGAAAGAUGUUUGCUUUGGGGAAAAUUUACAUUGAUUUAAUUUCUUCUCCGGUUUGUAUUACUUUUAGAGUAUUCGAGUUCCUUGCAGGUUAACCAUUUUGCUCCUGAAGUGAGGGAAAUGUGUUGGAGGGAGAUGAGCGAAGAAGAUACGCAAAUUCAGGGUAGGAUUCAUCACUUGUUUUAGAAUAUGAAAACUUCAAAAAAAAAGUGUUAAAUGUCUAAUUUUUUUUUCUUUAAAGGCAAAAUAUAAUGAACAAUUUGAAAUAAGCAACAUUAUUGUCCCUUUGAUUUGAUUUCUUUUUAACAUAGUUUUUCUAAUUGAAAUUUAGGGUUGAU
Molecule: messenger RNA, 2042 nt
Organism: Scleropages formosus (Asian bonytongue)
Lineage: Eukaryota; Metazoa; Chordata; Actinopteri; Osteoglossiformes; Osteoglossidae
Gene: ubald1a
Product: UBA-like domain containing 1a
Exons: 3
Coding region: 147-611 (154 amino acids)
Molecular function (GO): protein binding
Source: RefSeq, a predicted model, not a curated record